Debaryomyces hansenii CBS767 is the source of this 411-nucleotide messenger RNA. It is a transcript of the gene HFL2, whose product is annotated as negative cofactor 2 transcription regulator complex subunit. The transcript has a single exon. Lineage: Eukaryota; Fungi; Ascomycota; Pichiomycetes; Serinales; Debaryomycetaceae. Gene Ontology annotation, molecular function: core promoter sequence-specific DNA binding; RNA polymerase II general transcription initiation factor activity; transcription coactivator activity. The coding region runs from base 1 to 411 and encodes 136 amino acids. Gene Ontology annotation, biological process: positive regulation of transcription by RNA polymerase II; transcription by RNA polymerase II; negative regulation of transcription by RNA polymerase II. Gene Ontology annotation, cellular component: negative cofactor 2 complex; nucleus. The record is from RefSeq and is a predicted model, not a curated record.
AUGUCAGAUAUACAAAGUCUUAUUAAUCCUCCAUCGUUGACCAAUUCUUCGGGUAUAGAAACCCCGGAAGAAGCCAAUGGCAGCGAUACCACCACUAACGACGGCAAGGUACCCCAAGCAGUGAUAUUGGAAAGUUUUGAGAAAAUUAAAACCCACUUUCCUGCUGCCAGAAUCAAGAAAAUAAUGCAGUCAGACGAAGAUAUAGGUAAGGUGGCCCAGGCUACGCCGGUGAUUGUAGGAAGAGCAUUGGAAAUUUUCAUGGCCAAUCUUGUGGAAGCAUCGAUCAUCGAAGCCAAAAAGGCAGGCGUCAGAAGAAUCGGAGCGUCGCAUAUAAGAUCGGCGGUGGAAAAUACGGAACAAUUCGACUUUUUGGUGGAUACAGUCGAUAAAUAUCCUCCAGCUGAGAACUAG